Messenger RNA from Conger conger (European conger), 3097 nucleotides. Its product is annotated as pyruvate dehydrogenase [acetyl-transferring]-phosphatase 2, mitochondrial-like. Bases 118 to 1719 code for a protein of 533 amino acids. Gene Ontology annotation, biological process: protein dephosphorylation. Lineage: Eukaryota; Metazoa; Chordata; Actinopteri; Anguilliformes; Congridae. The transcript is spliced from 2 exons. The record is from RefSeq and is a predicted model, not a curated record. Gene Ontology annotation, molecular function: protein serine/threonine phosphatase activity; cation binding.
GUAGGGGGAAAAGAUCUAGAAAAGCCGGGAGCAGUCAAUUUACAAGAACGGAAUCUUCCUGGUUGUGAGAUAGUGAGACUCGACAACAGACAGCAUCUUUCAGGUUUGAAGCCCGAAAUGUCAGGCACAUUAUGCUCAUGGUUCCUGCACUUUGCCAAGCGUAGUGCCCUCUCCGUCUCCCGUAACCAGCAGCACAGACUGUAUUAUAGGUGCUGCUGCUCUCCUCACCGUCUGGUUACAUGGCCCAAAAGGACCCGGCUAUCCAGUUCCUCCUCCCACAGCGGCUCUGACCUGGGUCCUGGCAGUGUGCCCGGUGCCCAGCGCCACUCCUCCACUAGCCAGGACCCGGACUUCCAGCUGACUCCCGCACAGAUUAAUGGCAUCCUGCGAACCAAUGAGCAGGCCGUGAGCAUCCCCGAGUUUGACGGAAGGGGCCUCAGCGCCGUGCUUAAGUUCGAGAGCAACCAGCUGCCAGCCAACACGCCCAACGAGGACCGACGCAGCGCUGCCACUUGUCUGCAGACCAAGGGCAUGAUGUUUGGCGUGUUUGACGGGCACGGGGGCUACGCUUGCGCACAGGCGGUGAGCGAGCGGCUGCUGUACUACGUGGCGGUGGCUCUCAUGUCGCAGGGGAGCCUGGAGGAGGUGGAAGACGCCAUCGAGACCCUGCGGCCUGUGCCGCCCAUCCUGCAGUGGUACAAGCACCACAACGACUACAACUUCCGAGAAUCGGCCUCGCUGUACCUGGAGCACCUGCGGGUCUUCUGGCAGGAGCUGUUGGAAAGCGAGGAGCACGGGGAGGGCAUGUCCCCCCGCGAUGCCCUGGACUACGCCUUCCGGCGGCUGGACGAGGACAUCUCGCUGGAGGCCCAGGUCCCGCUGGACAGCGGGCUGAUGAGGAACACGGCCCUGCAGGUGGCCUUCGCCGGCUCCACGGCCUGCGUGGCGCACGUGGACACGGAGGGCGUGCACGUGGCCAACACCGGGGACUGCCGGGCCGUGCUGGGAGCGCAGGAGGAGGACGGCAGCUGGACCGCCCUGCCCCUCUCCCGCGACCACAACGCCCUGAACGCGGCCGAGCUGGACCGCGUGCGGUCGCAGCACCCACGGUCGGAGAGGCGCACGGUGGUGACGGACGAGCGUCUGCUGGGAAUCCUCAUGCCCCUGCGCGCCUUCGGCGACAUGCGCUUCAAGUGGAGCCGCGAGCUCCAGCAGAGCGUUCUGGAGAGCGGCUGCGACCUGGAGUCCCUCAACAUCUACCAGUACACGCCGCCCAACUACCUCACGCCCCCCUACCUGGAGGCCGCCCCGGAGCUGGCCUACCACCGGCUCCGGCCGCAGGACCGCUUCCUGAUCCUGGCGUCAGACGGGCUGUGGGACAUGCUGGGGAGCCAGGAGGCGGUGCGGCUGGUGGCGGAGCACCUGACGGGGGUGCACCUGCAGGCCCCUCUGUCGGCCCGUGAGCGGCAGAUGAACCUGGGCCAGAUGCACAGCCUCCUGCUGCAGCGCCGCGCCCGGGCGGUGCCCGCCAUAGACCCCAACUCCGCCACGCACCUCAUCCGCCAUGCCCUCGGCACCAACGAGUACGGAGAGGUGGAGCAGGAGCGCCUGUCCGCCAUGCUGGCGCUGCCUGAGGACCUGGCCCGCAUGUACCGGGACGACAUCACCGUCACCAUCGUAUACUUCAACUCCAACCUCAUUAAGCCCCGCGAUGCCUAGGAGGGGACUGUGGACGGCUGCCCCUGGACUAGUAUGGCCAGUCUCAUUCCUCAUGUUCUCAGUGUAAGUCACAAGUCACUGAAACCUCAAAUCUGGCUUGACUACACUUGUGAGGACAUGUUUUUCCCUCCGUCUUGACUCAUAGUUAAAUCCUAGAAGUUUACAACAUAUAUGCCUACCUGAACGUGCUUCAAGUAAAGAUGCAGGAUUCAUGGAUUCCCCUUUGGCUAUGGUGAUCUCCUAUCUCCUUCAUAACCCUGACAAUGUAAUUAGGCUCAAUUAGAUCUCUUGCCAUAGUCCUACUUCACAGACCAUACAUUAGUAAGUACAUUAUCCAAGGGCAAUUACCGAGGCAUUCCCAGAUGGUAGAAUCCUGCUUCUUCAAAAGGGUCAUCUCAUACUGUUAGACUGUUUUAUAAAUAUAAAAAUGUAAAAUUCUAAAGAUUUUUUUAACAAUCAAUAUUGAGAUAUAUGUGUACAUAGCUACAUUUUGUUUACAGUCUUUACUCUGACACUUCCUCUCAUAUCUACCUUGAUAUUUGUAUGGAACAAUUUAAGGUCAAUGUAGUUGUGCUAUAUUGUUUAUAUUCACAAUGUGAUAAUAUUAAUCAAUGAAUUGCUUUAACAUAAAAUAUUAGGCAGGUACAAAUCUUUGUUCAUUCAACCCUUGUGUUAAAAAUAUGGCAUGGGUCAUGUUUUGUAGUUGCAUUAUACGUGAUUGCUUUUGUAAAUCAGUAAAUGUGCUGCAAAAGUUCCAUGUGCUUUUGUGGAUCAGUGAUUCAAGGCCAUGACCCAAAAAAAUUUUUUUGAGGGAGAGUUACAUGACGUGACUAAACUAGGCUACAGUAUGUCUUCACGUCUUCUGUCCACUAAAAACAAAAUCAUUUUUAAAUGUUUGUGCACUGCAUUACAUUAUUUGUUCUGUGACCGGUAUUUGUGUCUGAUUACAUUUUUUUUGUGCUUGUUACUGUGAUGAUCUCGCCUACAUGUGCCAGAUAUUGAUUUAUGAAGGAACAGGACAGUCUGGCGUUCUGUUUGUACGUCAUGUACCAAGCUAUUUACAACCUGUGAAGUGUACCUUGUUUUUCUGUUACAAUGCCUUUAUCAUUUUCCAGUUUUUUUUGAGAAUACAUUUUUCUCUUUAUUUUUUGCUUCAUUGCUUUUUUUUUUUUGUCUCUUGGCUUAGUGGUUCCAAAAAUGUUUCUUACCAACAACUGCUACUGUGGUAACAUAGUCCAUUAUCUACUAUGUUAUGUUAUUGUAGAAAUUGAAACAUUUUGAGGCUAUUAAACAGUAGGUUUGUUUACAAUCACUGUUCCUUUCACAAGAAAUGAACACUGACAACAUAAAAGAAAAAUAAAUGUUGUAAAAUCUCCCA